AUGGCGUUUCGUUCCGUUUUAGAUCAACCCGUCGAUAAGCCCGACCAGCCGGUGAAUUUCAGCGGUCCACUAGCGUCCAUCCAAAGCGUGACGUCCGCGCAGAAAUCGUCCACGGCCGAGCAGCCACCGAGAACGAGGAAUGACGGGACUCGGAAGUGCUCCGGGCGAAGCUUGGCCGAUUCGAAGGGCAACGACGAUGAGUCUCGAGGCGACAUAUGCAGAAUAUGCCACAUGGGCAGCUUUCCCAGGCCGGAGAACAACCGGCCGGCGCGUGAAAGGCAAAGCCAGGCCGUCCGAGGGAAUGACAGCCAGAUAUCAAACUUAUCGUCCUACGCGUAUCUCGGCCCUUUGAUCUCCGCGUGCAGGUGUCGUGGAUCGGUGGCCCUGGUGCACGCAGUGUGCCUCGAAAGAUGGUUGACAGAAUCGGGUCACACGAGGUGCGAGCUGUGCGGAUACAAAUACGCGACUAAAAGGGUCCCGCGUCACAACAUCUUCCGUAGCGUCGUGAUAUGGUUCAAUACCGUAAUAGUCACCCGACAAAUGCUCUUGGACAUCCUCUAUUUAGUGGUCACUACUCCACUGGCACUGUUCUCCUGCUACAUUUGCGCGCUGGCCCUAAACAUGUUGCUGAAAAACGGUCUGUACGAGAUUCCAUGGAUGCUCGUCGCGAUGCUGCCCACCUGUACUUUGACUCUGGUCGCGUAUUGGGGCUGGGUAUUAACUUUGGGCAGAUUGCACGGGCGUCGAUGGCGUCGUUACUGGCGAAACAAUUUCGUGAUCAGACUGGUCCCCGACAACGCCAUCUUAUCGGAAGCGACCUGUACGUUAGGGCCUAAGUCUGGAGGUCUAGUUCAUGGGCCUAGAAACUUAGAAGUCUACAGUUCCAGAGACCUAAAGGCCCACAAGUCCAAAGAUCUAGAGAUCCACAAGUCCAAAGAUCUAGAGAUCUACAAGUCCAAAGAUCUAGAGAUCCACAGGUUCAGAGAUGUAGAGGUCUAG
Dufourea novaeangliae is the source of this 999-nucleotide messenger RNA. RefSeq names its product E3 ubiquitin-protein ligase MARCH1-like. The transcript is spliced from 6 exons. Lineage: Eukaryota; Metazoa; Arthropoda; Insecta; Hymenoptera; Halictidae. Gene Ontology annotation, biological process: protein ubiquitination. Gene Ontology annotation, molecular function: zinc ion binding; ubiquitin-protein transferase activity. The record is from RefSeq and is a predicted model, not a curated record. The coding region runs from base 1 to 999 and encodes 332 amino acids.